GAUUCAGAAACUCCGUAACCACGAAUUUCUCAAAAAAAUUGUGAUGAAAAUUGUUCGGUCCUGAUUAUCUCUGUGUGUUGAGAAGUGAGAAGCAGCAUAGACGGAGGAGGAGAAGAGAUGGAGAGUGCGAUAUGUGGGAGAUUAGCUCUCGCACCAAGCUCUCUCUUCAAUUCCAAAUCAGGUACAUCCAUAUGAGUACCAGAAGCAACAUGGGAAUAUGGCUCUUACUAGUAGAGCCACUGGAUUUGGAACGGGUAAUCCAUAAGUCUAAGAGGGCAGUCGACACCCUCCAAGCAGCGAUUGGCAGUGUAGAAAUCCAAGCGUCGAUCGACACUGCUCACCUGACGUCGAUCGACACUGCUCACCUGACGUCGAUCGACACUGCUCACCUGACGUCGAUCGACACUGCUCAACUAACGUCGAUCGACACUGUUCACCCGACGUCGAUCGACACUGCUCAUCAACCGUCGAUCGCCACUGUUCAUCCACCGUUGACUGACACUGUUCAUCCACCGUCUGACAUCACUUGUUUGGAGGCAGAGAAGGUCGAAGUGCUCAUACAUACAGUGGACGAGAAUGGGAUGUUAAGAGACGAAGAAGGUCGCACUCGCAACAGCACAGAACAAUUGAUUAAUGCAUAAAGUGUUGUAAUCCCUGAUGUGAUUGAUGUUGCUGAGACAAACAACUUUGAUCUGAAUCGCGAAUGGUAUGAUUGGGGAAGUGUGGACCCUUUCCGAGGUCUUCCUCAUGAAAAUCCCAGAGACCUUAUCAAAGAACUUGAGGAGUUAGCCUCUGCAAGCGAGCAGAAUGAAGUAUCUGUAGACCACAUUAUCUGCAAAAUCUUCCCUUAUUCUCUAUUUGGAGAUGCAUUCAGAUGGUUCAGUCAACUGCAACCAGGAUCUCUAACUAGCUGGGAUGAUAUUGAAAGAGCCUUCCUUUACAAAUUUCUUGAUGAUGCUGAAGCAACUCGAGAAAAGGAGAAGAUAUAUAAAUGCGACAGGUUCUUGGCAUCGUUAGAGGAGGAGUAUAUGAUUCCAAUACAGCUGCUCGACGACAUUAUGGCAAAAAGGGAUGAACAACAUGUGUCUGAAGAGUUGAGCAGAGUAGAGGAAGCUGGUACUGAAGACUCGACCUCAACGUCUACCGACGGCAGGACCUCAACGUCUACAGACGGCAUGACUUCAACGUCGCCAUACGGUACGACUUCAAUGUCGACCGACAGCACGACCUCAACGUCAACAGAUGACACAACCUCAAUGUCGACCGACGACAUGACCUCAACGUCGAUCGACAUCACGACCUCAACGUCGAUCGACGAUGUAGACAGAUAAAUCACCAUGGAAGACUCCUUAGAGCUGGAGGAAUGGCUUAAAGAUAUGGAUCAAAAUUCGAAGAAGAAGCUUGAUGACGAUCAGCAUACUUCGAGAGGAGAUAUGGAAACUUCAAAGGCUAGCAUCGGUCGACCCCAUCCUGAUGAGAUCGAUCGACAACCACCCCACAUCGAUCGACACCGCCAACCACUUAUCGAUCGACACCACCCACCUAAUAUCGAUCGAUGCCCAUUGCUAGACGCUCCGCCAGGUUGCAUAAUUGAGAUGGAACCGAUUGAGGAGAGUAUGUACAUGUCUAAGGCCUCCCACAUUGCUGUCCCUAAACAUCAGAGACCUCCUAUCUGGACAGAAGAAGCUGUUGGGUUUCACAAAAGAGUGAAGAGAAUACAUGAUCCUGUGAAGAUUGUGGUUCCAUGCGCUGUAUUUGAAACUGAAUCUCCUAUCCCACCAGAUAGAAGUAUGCAGUUCAGUUCUUACAUUGAGGUAUUGGAUGAUCGUCAGCACGUAGAAGCUUCUCAGAGAGGGUUACGAUUUCAAGAUGAAGUCGAUAAGGGCCCAGCAGAACCAGUAUCGAUCGACACCGACCGGAUACCAUCGAUCGACACCAACAAACCGGCAUCGAUCGACACCAACAAAUCGACAUCGAUCGACACUACCACUUCAUCGUCGAUCGACACUGGACGCGUAUCAGAGUAGAAAGAGUUCGAUGUGUGUGGAAAUCUUAGGGAUGGAGAAACCACCACGCGAUCAGACAAGUCUGGGGGAAAGAAGAAGAUGAAUUGGAAGAAGAGAAAAAUGAUCAUGAGUGAUUCUCAGUUAUCAUUGAUUCCUCACUUCUCAGAUGGUUUCAGGAAAUCUAGAGUACGCAGCAGAUGCUUCUCAAAGCCAUUUGCAAAGGUUCGAGCACUCAUUAUUGCUAAGAUGAUAGACAAAGGAGAAGAGUCUAUAGAUGAGGUUUUCACACAAGAAUGAUAAAGCUUCAGAGAGUAGAAACUGAGACUUUUUUUGGAGCGAGUUCUCAUCCUCAUCCAGACUAAAUCAGAUCUCCAAAGUCAAGCUAAAUGACUAUAACAAAGCGCUGAGUGGGCACUAUUAGGUAAUUUCAUUCAGUUUAUGCUAGAUUGUUACUGAUUUUUGUUUUAUUUUU
Molecule: messenger RNA, 2478 nt
Organism: Brassica napus (rape)
Lineage: Eukaryota; Viridiplantae; Streptophyta; Magnoliopsida; Brassicales; Brassicaceae
Product: ATP-dependent Clp protease adapter protein CLPS1, chloroplastic-like
Exons: 2
Coding region: 1338-2027 (229 amino acids)
Biological process (GO): protein catabolic process; proteolysis
Source: RefSeq, a predicted model, not a curated record